GCAGUAACGCUCUCGCGACCGAGACGACGUCGACGCACAAGCACAGCUGAGCUUUGCUUUGGCCGCGGCGGACGUGCUUAUAGUGUGCACGACGUUUUUUUCUCUCUCUCUCUCUCUCUCUCAGAGGGAUCGUACAGCCGAUGCGCGCGCGGAAGAUCGGUUGAGUGCGACGAUUAUUACGUAAGGCUGUUUUCGAUUGUUUAUUGCUGCUUAUUAUAUCGAUAAUCCGGAGAAGAAGGAGAGUUUCGGAAGUGGAAGAGGCGAGAAGCUUGCGUCGUUCGAGCGGAGGUGUCUCUGUAGACAGCGCAGCUGCAGCAAUGGAAAGGUCCGACGAGUCGCGCGUGCCAGUCUCAUCGAAGCUGUUGUUUAGAGAUUAGAGGAUCGUUAACAGCGAAUACUCCGAGGACGAGAGUGCAAGAGGAGGUUAGAUCGGGGAAAACCAUGACACUUCGCUCGUGCCGCGGAGAAAUCGAGCGCAAGCGGUUCAGGUUCAAGCGGAAGCUUCGUUGAGAGGACCAAGACAGUUCCAUGGAGUGAGAGCUUCUUCGCUGCUGAGGACAACACGUUCAACCGUCUCUAUCGUCACCAGCCGUUCACGCACUUUCCGCACGUCCCUCAAACCGGUGUACACGAGAGAUCGGCAAGGUAAUACGCUGGCAGCUGAUAAGGCCCGUGUCUCAAAAACCUGUAAACGUCUUAAUCUCUCCCUCUCGUCGCGGCUCUCCGAAACAAACAAAACGCCGAGCGCUGAGUCAGGCUCUCUCGCUCUCGCAGCUAUACCUACAGGAAAGCAGCGGCAGCAGGCGAAGCGAGAGAGAGAGAGAGAGAGAGAGAGAAAGAGAGGGAACGCGAUCGGGCCUUAUCUCUCGGAGGGUUUUAAGGCGCUGAUGCGCGGCCUGCCACCUCAGUAGUCGUUGACAAGUCAACGCGCGACAAUCACACACACGCACACACAUACAAGCAUCAUCGGCUGCAGUUUUGGUCAGUUGAGUGAGAGUUGUGCAUAUACACGUUAGGUGCGCGCGGAUAUCGGGGCAGAGCCACGAGUGCAGCUUUCAAGGGACAAGAUCAAGUCGCGAGACCGCGGCCACCAAUGAACGCAGUGCGCGCCACGCGCCGAAGACUACGAGAACGAAGAGCCAAGAGGAGCAACGCCAAAGAGGCUGCAGAGGAACAAAGCUCCAGGGAACUGAUCUGCCCGCGCGAACUCGCGGAUCUCUUCGACCAGGAUCGUUUCUUUACCACGGGAUACUUCGACGUAAAGGGAUCUCAAAAUGGGGCUCGACUUUCUGGCAGACGGAGGUGCCGACUUCGAGCAUGCCAUCACCGUGACAGGUUUUGGAAAGUUCCACUACAUGCUGCUGGCGAUCAGCGGCCUCAUCUACAUGGACACCGCCAUAGGCGUGACGAUACUCUCGUUCGUUCUGCCGGCUGCCCAAUGCGACCUAGAGAUGGACUCAACGUCUAAAGGCUGGUUGACAGCAGCGCCGAUGUUGGGUAUGGUCAUCGGUUCGUACAUAUGGGGAUGCCUCGCCGACACCAAAGGUCGGAAGAUCGUCCUCAUAGCCACCCUACUUAUGGACGGUAUCGUCGGUAUACUAUCGUCCUUCGUUCAGUAUUUCUGGGUUUUCCUGGUCUUCCGUUUCUUCAACGGUUUCGCGGUGACCGGUGCCAUGGGAAUCGUCUUCCCUUACCUGGGCGAGUUCCAGCCGACCAAGCAACGCGAGAAGAUUCUCUGCUGGAUGGAGAUGUUCUGGACCGUCGGAGUUAUCGUACUGCCACUAAUCGCCUGGCUGAUAGUGCCACUGGACCUGUCGUACCAGACGUCGGGCUUCGACUUCAAGUCGUGGAAUCUCUUCGUGGCCCUGUGCGCCCUGCCUUCGCUGAUGCUCGGACUCUGGCUGUUCGCCUUCCCCGAGAGUCCCAAGUUCCUCCUGGAGUGCGGCGAGACCGAAGCCGCCCUCGAGGUAUUCAAGUACAUCUACGCCCAGAACACCGGCAACGAUCCUGACUCCUAUCCGAUAAAAUCUCUGCAGGAGAAGCCUAACUCGAAGGACAAGAGCACGCGAGCUCUGAAACUACACAAGCGUAAGGACCUGAAGGUCCUGGUAGCGGAAGUUUGGGAUCUGACAAAGGCGCUGUGCAAGCCGCCCUACUUAAAGAACACUCUGCUGGCCUGCGGUAUCCAGUUUGGACUGACCAGCAGCUAUUACACCCUCAUGGUCUGGUUCCCCGAGUUAUUCACCAGAUUCGAGGACUUCGAGGAGAUGCACCCGGGCGAGUCGACCUCGGUCUGCAUCGUCUCGGCUCUCGACGAGUCCAACAACUCCACCAUCCAAGACCCCUACGGCUGCGAGACCACCAUCGCCUCUUCCGUUUAUCUUCACACGGUCUACAUUGGUCUUGCCUGCGUACCGGGCUCCAUCGUUCUGCCUCUCUUCGUUCACAAGCUCGGCGCCAAAUUCUUCCUCAUCCUGUCACUGAUGGUCUCCGGCGGUGUAACGGUUGGCUUCUACUACGUGACCAACGCCAACCAGAACCUCGUCCUCUCGUGCAUUUUCGAGGCCCUGACCUCCCUCGGAAUCUCCUUGGUCUACUGCGUCAUCGUCGACAUGUUCCCGACCAACCUCAGGGUAAUGGCAGCUGCGCUCUCGCUGACAAUGGGCCGUUUGGGUGCACUGGUGGGUAACCUCGUCUUCGGAUACCUGAUCGACCUGGCCUGCGUCGUGCCGGUCGCCCUGUUCGCCGCCUUCCUCUUCGCCUGCGGCUUCCUAUCCAUCUUCCUGCCCAAAACUGGCAAGGACACCCUUGACUAGACGCGCAGAUCUUGCGGUCACUCGUUAUAUCAACAAGAAAAAGAAAAAAAGUAACGUGCUUUUUAAUUAAUUUACAUAACCGAGUGGCCGCGUUUCCCGACGAGUAUUCACGAUGUGAUAAUCGUUUUAUUAUUACCGAGUGUUAUACGCUUUAGAUUAUUAUUAUUACGAGUAGUCGAACGCGUAAACGACGGCGUUUCGUUCGAUGAGAAGAUUACUGUUAUUAUCUCCAUAUAUGUAUCGUUGAUUUUUGUUUUUCCUUUUAAUCACUUAAGUGCCUUGAGUGCGAGGAAAGACGCAAUUAUUUUACGAAGUGUCUUGACGCGCAUGUGUAUAGUUUUAGGGGGUGAUCGAUCGAUCGUCGACUGAAUGGUUUUUUUAUUCGAAACUUUGCCUUUUUACGAAAUUGUGUACAGUACGAACGCUUAGGAUUAUGUUGUAGGCGAAGGAGUGACUUUUUGACGAUAUGCAUUGAGACUACGUUCAGUCGACGAACGAUCGAUCCAAGCAAUAAUCGAACAUUAUGUAUUUUAAGCUUGUCGAUGUAUAAGUGCUUAGAAAUUUUGAAAUAUCAUAUAACGCACAAAAAGAAAUGCUAAGCCACGAGCGUCGGACGAAAGUUGAUAAUUUUUUCCCAAUGACUUUCGAUCCGACGUCAAAUUUGUUCUAAAACUUUGUAAAUACACCAUACUAUAUUUAUUUUUCGCUUAUUUUUUUUUUUCGUCGCUUUCUCGACGCCGAGAAAGCGCAUCGCGUAUGUUAUGCACGAUAAGAGAAGUUCGAUCUCGACGUAUUUGUUAUAGUGAUUACUCUCAGUAUAGCCGCAUUGUUAUUGUUAUUUCUCUGUAUAAAUAUUCUAAGCUGUUAUUGUCAUUAUACCGAAGUUUAGAGAGAACAUAUGUAUACGUAAAUAUUAUACAUUAUAUACACAUAUAUAGUUACGUUCGCUAAAUACGCUUUCGAGGUACCUAAUUGUAUACGAAUAUAUUCGUAUAUAUCAUGUAUAUCGCGUUAAGUUUGUCAAGUGUCGCUUUUUAGUUAAAUUAUUUCGAGCAUAUGAGAAAAGCUUUGCGGUCUUGGCCGUAUCAACGCUCUUGUUUAUUCGAGCUUCUAUUUUACACACUCGAGAGAAGCAUUGAUACUGCCAAAACCGUCGAGUUUUACCUUGUGUACAUGUUUUAUAGGCGUAUAAUCGAGUUGAUCCGAAGUCACGAUUGUUGACCGAGGAUUUUGAUUUAUCUUAUAAUUUAUUAGAAAUGUUAGGGUUAAAAUAAAAAUAUGAAUUUAAAAUAAAUUUCGAUUUAUUUACUGAA
Nasonia vitripennis (jewel wasp) is the source of this 4129-nucleotide messenger RNA. RefSeq names its product synaptic vesicle glycoprotein 2B. The transcript has 10 exons. The record is from RefSeq and is a predicted model, not a curated record. Lineage: Eukaryota; Metazoa; Arthropoda; Insecta; Hymenoptera; Pteromalidae. Gene Ontology annotation, molecular function: transmembrane transporter activity. Gene Ontology annotation, biological process: transmembrane transport. Bases 1275 to 2816 code for a protein of 513 amino acids. Gene Ontology annotation, cellular component: membrane.